Messenger RNA from Phalaenopsis equestris, 2565 nucleotides. Its product is annotated as DNA replication licensing factor MCM5. The transcript has 19 exons. The coding region runs from base 152 to 2335 and encodes 727 amino acids. Gene Ontology annotation, biological process: DNA replication initiation; double-strand break repair via break-induced replication; DNA replication. The record is from RefSeq and is a predicted model, not a curated record. Gene Ontology annotation, molecular function: ATP binding; DNA replication origin binding; 3'-5' DNA helicase activity. NCBI's taxonomy places the organism in Eukaryota, Viridiplantae, Streptophyta, Magnoliopsida, Asparagales, Orchidaceae. Gene Ontology annotation, cellular component: MCM complex; nucleus.
GCACUGCCAUUUCCCGCCAAAAAAACCUUAAGGGCGAACCUCGCUCAAUUCAUAGGCUCCACUUUCUCCUGUACAUUCUCACACAACAAAGAAGAACCAAGACCUAAUAGAUCUCUUAUCGAUCGAGGGAGGCAGAAAGAGAGACACAGAGAUGUCUGGUUGGGACGAGGGUGCAGUGUUCUACAGCGACCAGGCUCAGUUUCCGCGCGGCGGCGGUGAUCCAGACCAUGGCUCCCUCACCCACCACGCCUCCCUUCGCAAGUUCAAGGAGUUCGUCCGCGGCUUCUCUGGCGAGAAGGGUGAAUUUCCCUAUCGCGAGAGUCUUGUGCACAAUUCGGAUCACCUGACUAUCGCCAUGGAAGACAUGGAUGCGUUUGAUGCAGAGCUGGCUGACAAAAUCCGGAAGCUCCCUGCGGAGUAUUUGCCUCUGUUGGAAUCUGCGGCUGCUGAGGUGCUGGCGAGUCUUCGGUCCAAAGUUGCCGGCGAGACGGGGGAGAUGGAGGAGCCUGCAACGGGAGAUGUCCAGAUUUUUCUCUCAUCCAAGGAGAACUCCGUUUCCAUGCGUUCCGUUGGGGCUGAGUACAUGUCAAAGCUUGUGAAGAUCGCUGGAAUCACAAUCGCAGCUUCUCGAGUAAAGGCCAAAGCAACUUAUGUUACUCUCUUAUGCAAGAACUGUAAAAACAUCAAAACUGUGGCUUGCCGUCCUGGACUUGGGGGCGCCAUUGUUCCAAGGUCCUGUGAUCAUGUUCCCCAGCCCGGCGAAGAGCCUUGUCCAUUGGAUCCAUGGAUUAUUUCACCUGAUAAGAGUAAAUAUGUAGAUCUUCAGACACUUAAGCUGCAGGAAAAUCCAGAGGACGUCCCUACUGGAGAACUCCCUAGAAACGUGCUCCUCUCUGUGGAUCGUCACCUGGUUCAAUCUGUUGUUCCAGGCACAAGGUUGACAGUUAUCGGCAUUUAUAGUGUGUUCCAAGCAUCUGCAGCUCAGAAAGGAGCUGUAGGAGUUAAACAACCUUACAUUAGAGUUGUUGGUAUGGAGCAAACACGUGAAAUGAGCUCAAAUGGCCCAUCCAACUUCACUUUAGAUGAGGAAUUGGAGUACAAAGAAUUUGCGCAGAGGCCCGAUGCUUACACGAAGCUAUGCUCCAUGAUUGCUCCUUCAAUUUAUGGUCAUCCUGAUGUGAAGAAAGCCGUUGCUUGUCUGUUAUUUGGAGGCUCAAAGAAGAGGUUGCCGGACGGCGUGCGACUAAGAGGUGAUACCCAUGUUCUACUGUUGGGUGACCCAUCAACUGCAAAAUCACAGUUCCUCAAGUUUGUGGAGAAAACCGCGCCGAUUGCCGUCUAUACUUCAGGAAAAGGUUCAUCCGCUGCUGGUCUUACUGCUUCUGUCAUUCGUGAUAGUAGUUCGAGAGAAUUCUAUUUAGAAGGGGGCGCCAUGGUUUUAGCUGAUGGUGGGGUUGUCUGCAUUGAUGAAUUUGACAAGAUGAGGCCUGAAGACAGAGUUGCUAUACAUGAAGCCAUGGAGCAGCAAACUAUAUCCAUUGCGAAGGCAGGAAUUACUACUGUUCUGAACUCCAGAACAUCUGUGCUUGCAGCUGCUAACCCUCCAUCUGGGCGAUAUGAUGAUCUGAAGACUGCACAGGACAACAUUGAUUUGCAAACUACAAUACUUUCCAGAUUUGAUCUGAUUUUUAUUGUAAAAGAUGUUAGAUUGUAUGAGCAAGACAAGCAAAUCGCUAGUCAUAUUAUAAAAGUUCAUGCCAGUGCUGCCGCAGCAGCCAAGACAGAUGAAUCUAUGGAAGGAGAAAAUUGGCUGAAGAGGUACAUUGAGUAUUGUAGAGGUAGCUGCCAACCACGGCUAUCAGAAAAGGCUGCUGAAAUGCUACAAAACAAGUAUGUGGAGAUCAGACAGAAAAUGAGACAACAGGCAUAUGAGACAGGGAGAUCUUCUGCAGUGCCCAUUACAGUGAGGCAGCUUGAAGCCAUCAUAAGGUUGAGUGAGGCUCUUGCAAAAAUGAGAUUGAUAUCUGUUGCUACUCAAGAGCAUGUGGAAGAGGCGUUCAGACUGUUCAAUGUUUCCACCAUGGAUGCUGCUCGUUCCGGUAUAAACGAGCAUCUGAAUUUGACUCCUGAGAUGGCCAACGAAAUCAAGCAAGCUGAGGCGCAAAUAAAGAGAAGGAUGGGGAUUGGGAGCCACAUUUCUGAAAGACGCCUUAUUGAUGACCUUACCAGAAUGGGAAUGAAUGAAUCCAUUAUUAGGAGAGCUAUACUGAUUAUGCACCAGAGGGAUGAGGUCGAGUACAAGAGGGAGAGACAUAUUAUUGUACGCAAAGCCUGAGAUUUCUGAGAAUCUUUUAACCGUUGAAUGAAAUCUGGGUGAUAUGAAAAACCUCACAGUGGUGUGUUAAUCAACUCCAAUGCCUGAUUAUGAUUGAUAAAUGUGCACACGCAACAAAUUAUAUAUUUACAUGAAUUAAAUUUUUGGUUGGUGGCACUUUCUACUGAUUUUCUAAUUGCAUGCAUUCAUCAACUGACAUUCAGAUUAUUGCAUAUUGCCAACAAUUUUAU